Molecule: messenger RNA, 1391 nt
Organism: Drosophila yakuba
Lineage: Eukaryota; Metazoa; Arthropoda; Insecta; Diptera; Drosophilidae
Gene: Or42b
Product: odorant receptor 42b
Exons: 3
Coding region: 27-1226 (399 amino acids)
Biological process (GO): detection of chemical stimulus involved in sensory perception of smell; sensory perception of smell
Cellular component (GO): plasma membrane
Molecular function (GO): odorant binding; olfactory receptor activity
Source: RefSeq, a predicted model, not a curated record
AGAGUACUGCGCACACUGACGCCGAGAUGGUCUUUAAGCUGAUACGUCCCGCUCCACUCACGGAGCAGAAACGGUCCCGUGAUGGCUGCAUCUACCUCUACCGUGCCAUGAAGUUCAUUGGAUGGCUUCCCCCUAAGCAGGGGGUGCUCCGGUAUGUGUACCUCACCUGGACGCUCAUGACGUUCGUGUGGUGUACAACGUAUCUGCCGCUUGGCUUCCUUGGUAGCUACAUGACGCAGAUCAAGGCCUUCUCCCCGGGAGAAUUUCUCACUUCACUUCAGGUGUGCAUUAAUGCCUACGGCUCCUCGGUAAAAGUGGCAAUCACAUACUCCAUGCUCUGGCGCCUGAUAAAGGCCAAGAACAUAUUGGACCAGCUAGACCUGCGCUGCACCGCCAUGGAGGAGCGCGAAAAGAUCCACCGAGUGGUGGCUCGCAGCAACCAUGCCUUUCUCAUCUUUACAUUUGUCUACUGCGGCUAUGCCGGCUCCACCUACCUGAGCUCGGUUUUAAGUGGGCGUCCGCCCUGGCAGCUGUACAAUCCCUUUAUUGAUUGGCAUGACGGCACACUCAAGCUCUGGGUGGCCUCCACUUUGGAGUACAUGGUGAUGUCAGGCGCCGUGCUACAGGAUCAACUGUCGGAUACGUAUCCGUUGAUCUACACCCUCAUCCUUCGCGCUCACUUGGACAUGCUAAGGGAGCGCAUUCGACGCCUCCGUUCCGACGGGAACCUGAGCGAGGCCGAGAGCUAUGAAGAGCUGGUCAAAUGCGUAAUGGACCACAAGCUAAUUCUAAGAUACUGCGCUAUCAUUAAACCAGUAAUCUCAGGGACCAUCUUCACACAGUUUCUGCUGAUCGGCCUGGUUUUGGGAUUGACGCUGAUCAAUGUAUUUUUCUUCUCAGACAUCUGGACGGGCAUCGCAUCCUUCAUGUUUGUCAUAACCAUUUUACUGCAGACGUUCCCCUUCUGCUACACAUGCAACCUCAUCAUGGAGGACUGCGAGUCCCUGACCCAUGCCAUUUUCCAGUCCAACUGGGUGGAUGCCAGUCGUCGCUACAAGACAACAUUACUGUAUUUUCUUCAAAACGUGCAGCAGCCUAUCGUUUUCAUUGCCGGCGGCAUCUUUCAGAUAUCCAUGAGUAGCAACAUAAGUGUGGCAAAGUUUGCUUUUUCCGUGAUAACCAUUACCAAGCAAAUGAAUAUAGCUGACAAAUUUAAGACGGACUAAGGUGAUACAUUUCGUAUCCUUUUUUGAAUCCUCUUCGCACCACCGUUAUUCCCCAAAUCGUGACCCCCACAAACAAUAUAUUUCCAAAACAUAUGCUUACAUUUAUUGACACUGUGGAAAGAGAGAUUCUUUCACUUUCUCUAAAUAAAGAGUUGUAGUAGGGAA